Gekko japonicus is the source of this 3664-nucleotide messenger RNA. It is a transcript of the gene TP63, whose product is annotated as tumor protein p63. Lineage: Eukaryota; Metazoa; Chordata; Lepidosauria; Squamata; Gekkonidae. The transcript has 13 exons. Bases 16 to 1941 code for a protein of 641 amino acids. Gene Ontology annotation, molecular function: DNA-binding transcription factor activity, RNA polymerase II-specific; protein binding; RNA polymerase II cis-regulatory region sequence-specific DNA binding. Gene Ontology annotation, cellular component: nucleus. The record is from RefSeq and is a predicted model, not a curated record. Gene Ontology annotation, biological process: apoptotic process; regulation of transcription by RNA polymerase II; protein tetramerization.
UACUACCGGUCCACGAUGUCGCAGGGCUCGCAAACCAGGGAAUUCCUCAAUCCAGAGGUUUUCCAGCACCUCUGGGAUAUCCUUGAGCAGCCGAUUUGUUCAGUUCAGCCGAUCGACUUGAACUUUCUGGACGACCCGACGGAAAAUGGGCCUGCCAACAAGAUUGAGAUCAGCAUGGAUUGCAUCCGGAUGCAGGACGCCGACGUCGGGGACCCGAUGUGGCCGCAGUACACCAACCUGGGGAUCCUCAAUAGCAUGGACCAGCAGAUCCAAAAUGGCUCCUCCUCCACCAGCCCGUACAACACAGAGCACGCGCAGAACAGCGUCACGGCACCCUCGCCCUACGCCCAGCCCAGCUCCACCUUUGACGCCCUCUCGCCUUCCCCGGCCAUCCCUUCCAACACAGACUAUCCGGGACCUCACAGCUUCGACGUAUCAUUUCAACAGUCCAGCACGGCCAAGUCUGCAACGUGGACGUACUCAACAGAGCUCAAGAAGCUCUAUUGUCAAAUAGCCAAGACGUGUCCCAUCCAGAUCAAAGUGAUGACCCCCCCGCCGCAGGGCGCCGUCAUCCGGGCCAUGCCCGUGUACAAGAAAGCCGAGCACGUCACCGAAGUGGUCAAGCGGUGCCCCAACCACGAGCUCAGCCGCGAGUUCAACGAGGGUCAAAUAGCUCCUCCCAGCCACCUGAUCAGAGUCGAAGGCAACAGCCACGCCCAGUACGUGGAGGACCCCAUCACGGGGAGGCAGAGUGUCCUCGUGCCCUACGAACCACCGCAGGUGGGCACUGAAUUCACAACCGUCUUGUACAACUUCAUGUGUAACAGCAGCUGCGUGGGGGGCAUGAACAGGCGCCCCAUCCUUAUCAUCGUGACGCUGGAAACGAGAGACGGGCAGGUCCUGGGGCGUCGGUGCUUCGAGGCUCGGAUCUGCGCCUGCCCAGGCAGGGACCGCAAAGCAGACGAGGACAGCAUCCGGAAGCAGCAAGUCUCCGACAGUACAAAGAACGGUGAUGGAACAAAGCGCCCUUUCCGGCAGAGCACCCACGGCAUCCAGAUGACAUCUGUCAAGAAACGGCGCUCCCCAGAUGACGAGCUCUUAUACCUGCCGGUGCGCGGCAGGGAGACCUACGAGAUGCUGCUGAAGAUCAAGGAGUCCCUCGAGCUCAUGCAGUACCUCCCCCAGCACACGAUCGAGACCUACCGGCAGCAGCAGCAGCAGCAACAUCAGCACUUGCUGCAGAAGCAAAGUUCCAUUCAGGCUCAGUCCUCGUAUGGGUCCGUCUCCCCCCCACUCAGCAAGAUGAACAGUAUGAACAAACUACCCUCCGUCAGCCAGCUAAUCAACCCACAGCAGCGCAACGCCCUGACGCCCACCUCGAUCCCGGACAGCAUGGCCGCCAACAUGCCUAUGAUGGGGGCCCACAUGGCCAUGGCGGGGGACAUGAACGGGCUCAGCCCCACGCAGACGCUGCCCCCGCCCCUCUCCAUGCCGUCGACGUCCCACUGCACACCACCGCCUCCCUACCCCACAGACUGCAGUAUCGUCAGUUUCUUAGCCAGGCUGGGCUGCUCGUCCUGCGUGGAUUAUUUCACGGCGCAAGGGUUGACCACCAUCUAUCAGAUUGAACACUACUCCAUGGAUGAUCUGGUGAGCCUCAAGAUCCCGGAGCAGUUCCGCCACGCCAUCUGGAAGGGCCUCCUGGACCACCGGCAGCUCCACGACUUCUCCUCCCCGCCCCACCUCCUGCGCACGCCCAGCGGUGCCUCCACCGUCAGCGUGGGCUCUAACGAGACCCGCGGAGAGCGUGUCAUCGAUGCCGUGCGCUUCACCCUCCGCCAGACCAUCUCCUUCCCGCCCCGCGACGAGUGGAGCGACUUCAACUUCGACCUGGACACCCGGCGCAACAAGCAGCAGCAGAUCAAGGAGGAAGGAGAGUGAAGGGGGGGCUGCCCAGGACCCCCCACCCCGCCCCUCGUCCAUACCCAUGGACCUCUUGGCUGCGCUUGGUGUUAGUUGCCCUUCAGUGGGGGGGGGGGAGAAGAAGGGAAGUUUCUUCUCGCUGGCCAGAGCUUCGCUGUCCCCGCAGCCGUGGGCCCACCCGGGGUCUCCUUUGCCUCCGAAAUUGCGUUUCCCGCCAGCCGUCGCUUUUGUUAGUGGGGAGGGGGGGUAGCUUUUUAUGCCAGUCUUGGCAGGGGAGUUCUUAUUCUUCAGCACCUGAGAAAGGAGGGGCGAGGGGCAGCCUUCGAGACAGCUUUGGAAAUCAUGGCACUUAGUUCUCGUGCUCCCGCUGGUCCGACACGCACCUCCACACGUGCCCGCGUUCAGCACAAGGCGGCUUGCCUGCGGCGUACGCGACGCCCCUCUGCACGGCCCGUCCUCGCGGCUGGGCCAAACGUCUGUUGUAAAAAAACAAAACGUUUGCUUUGGAUCCCUUUCUGAAUGUACGUUUCCCGGGUUGCGGAUGUUAAAGCCAGGCCCCCGGGCCGUGGCUGUCGUUAUGUUUAGACUGUUGCAGAGUUGAGCGUGAAACAUUUUGCCACAUGGGCAGAGGAACGAUACUGCUCUAUGGUUAAUUCGGCAGCUGUGUGCCAUGCUCUUAGUGCCUUUCUGGUAAAAUGGUUUGGGGCACCACGUUGAAACAGCCCCCCUGUGGGCAAAGCAGGGGGGGGGGCACCUUCACCUGCCCUGUGACACCCCUGCACCAGAGAUGGCAACAGCCAGAACGGGCAUGCCUGACGUAAAGCCUCAGGGCACAUUCCAGGGUAUGUGGGCAUCUCCUGGCAUCCAGUCUGUUGUCUUCCUUGGUGUCCUCGUGCAGCGGAAUAGUCUAGCGACACCCCUCGAUGGCCUAGCAUCGGCAUCCAGGUAUCGAGGGGGCAGUUUUGAGUAACAUGAGCAUGCAUGCACCUGGUUGUAAUGCAGUGGCGCUUAAAGCCAAAGUGACCCCAACUACACACUGCCUCGUUUUUUGUUUGGCUGCCUAAGUUUUCCCAGGAUGCAGUCCCUGGACUUUUAGGCGAGUCUGCUGAUCUACUGAUGAGACCGCUUAAGGAAUUACCGUGGGGGAAAUGAAACCAAUUAAGCAUUGUUGGCGCAGCUUCUGCCCAUGGGGUGGGAGAGAUUCACCGGGGUGUUACAGGAUUGGGCAGUGUGCCUUUUUUGUAGGAGAGUGGUUGAUGUCUUUGUCCCUGCCAGGUCCGCGUGACGUAGCUGCCCCUUUGCCCGUCAGGUGCCACGGCACUGUGCCAGAUGCUCGACGCUGAGUGGACCACGCUUUACGUUUCUCCCCAGACGUGUCGGCCUGGAAUACAAAUCCCCGAGAUUUUAUAUCCAUUUUUUUUAAUGGGAUGUUGGUUUUCAUUUUGAGUUCUCUUUUUUCCUGAAUCAGUGAGGGUGCGGGGAAGCCCCCCCUGCCCGAAAGAUGGAGGGUUCAGUGUUUGCCCCACUUCAGCCCUGAUGGGGAACAAAAAAAAUAUAGUUCUUCUUAGGAAGCGCUGCCCCAGGAGGUAGUUUGUAAGGAAGCACAUUUGCUGCGUCUGCCCUCCAAAGGUGACCAAGAACUCCACUCGGUUUGACGUUACGUAGGAUACUUCCUGAGUGAAUCAGUCUCAACACGCAGGACUCUUUUUGUAGCAGGAACUCCUUUGCAUAUUAGGCCACA